GGAAUUCUGUACUUACAUUUAGGCCACCUGAAUCAUGGUUUAGUGAUAUUACUUUGUUAGUGAUAUGAUAUUAUUAGUGCUAUUGGCUGUAUGAUGAUAAGACGAUACGUUGACUAUGAAUUUAAAAGAAAUAACUACUUUAAGGGUAGAUCUCAUUGUUAAAUUCAAAGGGCGAUCACAAAUAAAUGAUUGUUUCUUGUUUACGACUCUUUAGUGAGAGUAGUAUUUAUUGAAUUAACAGGUUCAGAUUUGAUAGCGGUACCUUUUACAGAUGCUGUCAUUUUAUGAUAUGACGAAUGGUUAACACUAUCCUAUCUCAGGGUCUAGAAUUUGAAAAGCAUCGUUCCUCUUAGUCUACUAAUAUAGUUGCGAGUUAAUCAUUAUUCCUUUUAAUGGCUUGACAGAGAUUACGUAAACUGGAAAACAGCUCUCAUAAAAGGAAUAAAUCAAUUUGGAGACUAGUCCUGUGUUAUCCAUUGGUUUCAGUUGUACGCUCUUAUCAAGUCUCAGAAUCCAAAUGAUCUAAAUGAAAUAGGUAAUUCCUGAUUCACCGUAGAUGUAAAUUCUUUGUAGUAUCGAUUUUAAGGUGAUGGUUUGAUUAUACUGUGAAUUGUAAUUAUUCAAGCGUCAUUCAACCCGUCAUUUAUGGAGGUCAUCAGUUAAUAGUGAAUCAGAAUGGAAAAGUGGAUUUUAUGAAACCAGAAAUUAUUAGUAUCAGUAGUCAAUCACAAACCAUUCCAUCUCAUAAAACUCCUGAAUUUAAACAAUCAGUAGAAGAUAUUUCAGAAGACAAAAGACAAAUAGCACAGAAUUACUUUUUUCAUAGUGUACAAAUUCCAGAAAGUUUAAUACAAUUUCUUCUUGAUCGAUUUGUUUCAAUAAGUUAUACACUUCAUGGAUUUAGAACAGUAAAACCAAGGCAUUUAUGCGGUGGUCUACUUAUUAGUAAUGAAUGGGUAUUAACUGCAGCUCAUUGUAUUAGUCCAUUUCAAAGUAUAGAUUUUCAUGUCGCAUUUGUACAUCUUGAAUCCUGUAAUGGAUUAUGGAAGAAAUUACAAUUAGAAACAGAAAUAAAACAAAUCAAAAUUUAUGAACAACAACAAGAAUAUGAAUGGAUAAAUAUUUGUAAACAAAGUUUGAUUGAUAAUUAUAUUGGUCAAAAGUGUCCUUUUAGUUAUUUAUGCGCUGGUGGAAGAUAUGUAGAUGGUGAUACAUGUCAAGGAGAUAGUGGUGGACCACUUUUAUGCAUUGAAUCAAAAAAUUAUUCGAAAUUUACAAAGAAAUGGUUCGUUGUUGGUAUUGCGUCAUCAGGAAUUCGGUGUGGUUUGAAUGGGAUCCCAUCAAUCUAUACACCAUUAUAUCCCUAUUUGGAUUGGGUUGAAUCCAUUACAGGCUACGGAAAAUCUUUCGAGUAA
Messenger RNA from Schistosoma intercalatum, 1415 nucleotides. Lineage: Eukaryota; Metazoa; Platyhelminthes; Trematoda; Strigeidida; Schistosomatidae. The record is from the annotation of a GenBank genome assembly.